This is a messenger RNA of Adineta ricciae, 1344 nucleotides long. Lineage: Eukaryota; Metazoa; Rotifera; Eurotatoria; Adinetida; Adinetidae. The record is from the annotation of a GenBank genome assembly.
AUGCUUCGAUGUGUUCUGCUCGCCUUUUUUAUCACUGGCGCGUUUGUUAGUGCUGAUGUAUUCGACAUAUUCAAUGAUCCGAUAAAACCGAAGCCCGAGGUUGUCGAAGUUGAGACGAAACAAACAACAAUGAAGCCUCCUGUUACUCAAAAAAAUACUAAUGUGGUAAAUCCGAAUGCAUAUAAAGAAAAAUAUCUAACGAUACUCAACACUUAUCGAAGUGUUAUUGGUAAUUGGAUGAAGAUGCUACCGUCCGAAGAUGUGGGACUCUAUCGAAUGAUAGUGAAACUAUCACCUGACACAAUAUCUCGUUUCAAAGCAUUCGCUUCGAAUGCACAAUCCGAUGAGACCAAAGAUUUGCAUGAAGUACAUAUGGUAUCCAAACUUCUCAACGACGCUACACUUCGAAUCGAAGAAAUCAUACCUUCAUUUUCUAAGAAAACCUUGCGAGAACGGUUACGAUCUGUAGAUAUUGAGAAAAUACUUCUAGGUGCGCUUCUGGCAACUGCCAUCGGAUUAAUCGCAGCCAUAAGUGUUCAAGCUAGAAAUAAUUUUCGACGAUCGUUUAAAGUUCUGUUCACAUUUAUAUUUAUCAUAUCAGUUUUACAGAACUGUUACGGAUUUUAUCUGGAGGAAUUGGCGAAAAUCGAUACAGUACUUAUCAAAACUUUACCGCAACAUUGUUUAAGUUAUUCGCAUGGAUUUUUUCAUACGAUGAAACUGAUAUUUACUCGAACAGUUCAAGCCCCACAUGAUGAUUGCCUCGAAUAUCAAAAAGCUUUACGUAAUAUUCCUCAUGCCCGCGCUACACUAGCUAAAGCUGUAUCGCUAACUGUGGCCCAAUUGUUCAUCACACCAAUUGGUGAGAUUGGCGAAAGCAUCUCGGCAUUUUUUGCAGGUUUAAUGCGUCAUGUGCCUUUUGUUGCAUCACCAAUCGUAAUUUUAUCCGUUCUAUUUUUCUUAUUCAUACUGAUUAUGACAAGAUCACAAUAUGCGUUAACAUCAGUCUAUGGACUUUUAAGUUUCCAUCCUGUUGUGGCACCUGAUGUAACGAAGUCGCCUGAAUAUUUGAAGAAGGUAAAUCAGUUGGAGCUCAAGGAAAAGGAAUGUGAAAAUUUGAAACAGAAAAUAAAUGAAUUGAAACAACUAACCCUUCCGCCUCCAAACAACACGACAUCAUCAAUAAUCAGUCCACAUCCAGUGAAUAGCAACAUACCUCUUUCUGAUGAAUCACCAUCAUUGUCUGAACAAACAACUCCACCAGCUGAAGUUCCUUUGUCAGAAGAACGCGGUCAAGACGUGCCAGUGAUUAAUUCUCCUCGUACAGGCUUUACAGACGAAUGA